Messenger RNA from Alligator mississippiensis (American alligator), 9326 nucleotides. It is a transcript of the gene SIPA1L1, whose product is annotated as signal induced proliferation associated 1 like 1. The transcript has 25 exons. The coding region runs from base 676 to 6138 and encodes 1820 amino acids. Gene Ontology annotation, biological process: regulation of small GTPase mediated signal transduction; activation of GTPase activity. The record is from RefSeq and is a predicted model, not a curated record. Gene Ontology annotation, molecular function: protein binding; GTPase activator activity. Gene Ontology annotation, cellular component: cytoplasm. Lineage: Eukaryota; Metazoa; Chordata; Crocodylia; Alligatoridae.
CUGCAGCCGCGGGCGGAGCGGAGCGGAGCAGAGCAGAGCAGAGCGGCGCGGAUGAGCUCACCCCCGAGCGCGGCGCAGAGCCGAGCCGAGCCUCCCGCCGCCGCAACUUUGUUGGAUGAAACUCCUUCAUUGAAAUUGAUUUAGCAUUGAUUCUGGCAGAAGGAAUGGAAACCUCAAGAUUCAAAUGAACCCAGAAUUAACUAGAAGAACUGAUGAACAGAGUUAAUUCUUGUGGGUGUUUGCGUUUGACUUCAUGAGAAACAGCAGAAUCCUGGAGUGGUAAACUCAGACAGUUUCUUUUAUGGAUACUGAAGUCAAUGCAUGUGUUUUCACCAAGAUGCCAUGAAACUAUAGCUUAAAAUAGGCAUAAAAUAAUUGGAUUAUAAUAAUUGAAGAUUUGGAACCCAAGUGAUGUUAAGACAGUCAAAACACACUGGAACUUGGCUGGCUGUUGAAAUGCAGAAGCUGAAGGGGCUAUUCCAUAUCAAAACAUACUGAAGACCUGAUUUUCAUGCAUCUCUCUGUUAACCACUUCCUUAAAUGACCACGAGUGGGAUCUCAUGCAACCUUUGUAUUUUUUGGAAACUAUUCUCCAAAAGGGAAUUGUGCAUUUAAAAAGCAGACAUGACUCUGUUUUUUCUUGGAACUUACUAAGGUUAAACACAUUUUCAAAUCAUGACCAGCUUAAAGCGGUCCCAGACUGAGAGGGCUGUUGCCACUGGAGUGUCAGCUGGAACAGAUGGCACUUCUAAAGUCCAUUCAGAUGACUUUUACAUGAGGCGCUUUAGGUCUCAGAAUGGCAGCUUAGGAUCUGCAGUCAUGGCUCCUGUUGGACCUCCACGAAAUGAAGGUUCCCAUCAUCUUACCUCUACUCCUGGUGUUCCUAAAAUGGGAGUAAGAGCAAGGAUUGCUGACUGGCCACCAAGGAAGGACAACAUCAAAGAAACUAGUAGAUCGAGUCAGGAAAUUGAAACAUCAAGCUGCCUUGAUAGUAUGUCUUGUAAAAGUAGUCCUGGGAGUCAGGGGAGCUCUGUAAAUCUGAAUGCUAGCGACUCUGUCAUGUUAAAGAGUAUCCAGAACACCCUUAAAAACAAAACAAGACAAUCUGAGAACCUAGAUUCUCGGUUUCUAACACCUGAUGGAUACCCCAGUUCCCCCAGAAAAGCUCUUCGCAGAAUAAGACAGCGCAGCAACAGUGAUAUUACCAUAAGUGAGCUUGAUGUGGAUAGCUUUGAUGAAUGUAUUUCACCAACUUUUAAAUCUGGGCCAUCACUGCAUAGGGAGUAUGGCAGCACAUCUUCAAUAGAUAAGCAGGGAACUUCAGGGGAUAGUUUUUUUGAUUUAUUAAAGGGUUAUAAAGAUGAUAAGUCUGGUCAGAGAGGCCCAGCCGCAACCAAGCUCAGUGAACUUCUGAUAGCCAGUGGAAGCAAGGGUUCAGGAUUCUCUUUGGAUGUGAUAGAUGGGCCUAUUACUCAGAGAGAGAACCUCCGACUCUUUAAGGAAAGGGAAAAACCACUCAAGAGACGCUCAAAGUCAGAGACAGGGGAUUCUUCUAUUUUUCGUAAGUUGCGUAAUGCCAAAGGUGAAGGGGAACUUGGAAAGUCUUCAGAUCUUGAAGAUAACAGGUCUGAAGAUAGUGUCAGACCUUGGACUUGUCCAAAAUGUUUUGCCCAUUAUGAUGUCCAGAGUAUAUUAUUUGAUUUGAAUGAAGCAGCAAUCAAUAGACAUAACGUUAUUAAAAGACGGAACACCACAACAGGAGCUUCUGCUGCUGCUGUCGCAUCCUUGGUUUCUGGACCCUUGUCUCAUUCUGCAAGUUUCAAUUCUCCCAUGGGCAGUACUGAAGACCUGAAUUCAAAAGGAAGUCUCAAUAUGGACCAGGGGGAUGAUAAAAGCAAUGAACUUGUGAUGAGUUGUCCUUAUUUUCGUAAUGAGAUUGGUGGGGAAGGAGAGAGGAAGAUCAGCCUGUCCAAAUCCAAUUCGGGUUCAUUCAGCGGAUGUGAAAGUGCCUCUUUUGAGUCUACGCUUAGUUCCCAUUGCACAAAUGCAGGAGUGGCAGUACUUGAAGUACCCAAGGAGAAUCUGGUUUUACAUUUAGACAGAGUGAAGAGAUAUAUUGUUGAACAUGUGGACCUUGGUGCAUAUUAUUAUCGGAAAUUCUUUUAUCAGAAAGAACACUGGAAUUAUUUUGGAGCAGAUGAGAACCUUGGUCCAGUCGCUGUGAGUAUUAGAAGAGAAAAACCAGAAGAAAUAAAAGAAAACGGACCUCCAUACAAUUACCGCAUUAUUUUCAGAACCAGUGAGCUUAUGACCUUAAGAGGCUCUGUACUGGAAGAUGCUAUUCCUUCAACUGCAAAGCACUGCACAGCCAGGGGACUCCCCCUAAAAGAAGUGCUUGAGUAUGUGGUUCCUGAGCUGAAUAUCCAUUGUCUCAGGUUGGCGUUCAACACUCCAAAAGUCACAGAGCAGCUUAUGAAAUUGGACGAACAAGGGUUAAGCUAUCAGCUGAAGGUGGGUGUCAUGUACUGCAAAGGUGGACAGAGCACAGAAGAGGAAAUGUACAACAAUGAAUCAGCAGGGGCAGCCUUUGAAGAGUUCCUUCAGCUGUUAGGAGAACGAGUUCGACUGAAGGGGUUUGAAAAGUAUCGUGCUCAGCUAGACACCAAGACUGAUUCAACUGGUACUCAUUCUCUUUAUACAACAUACAAGGAUUACGAAAUCAUGUUCCAUGUUUCCACCAUGCUGCCCUACACUCCUAACAACAAGCAACAGCUCUUAAGAAAACGGCAUAUUGGAAAUGAUAUUGUGACGAUAGUUUUCCAGGAACCUGGAGCACAGCCAUUCAGCCCAAAGAACAUUCGUUCUCACUUCCAGCAUGUCUUUGUCAUUGUAAGAGUGCAUAACCCCUGCACUGACAACGUCUGUUACAGUGUUGCUGUAACAAGAUCCAGAGAUGUACCAUCCUUUGGACCACCAAUUCCAAAAGGUGUCACUUUUCCUAAAUCGAAUGUGUUCAGGGACUUUUUAUUGGCCAAGGUCAUUAAUGCAGAGAAUGCUGCUCAUAAAUCAGAGAAGUUCCGUGCCAUGGCCACCAGGACCCGUCAAGAGUACUUGAAAGACCUGGCAGAGAAGAAUGUCACCAACACACCUAUUGACCCUUCUGGCAAAUUCCCCUUCAUCUCACUUGCCUCAAAAAAGAAGGAAAAGUCCAAGCCUUAUCAAGGAGCAGAGCUCUCUAGUUCUGGUGCCAUUGUAUGGAGUGUCCAUGCAAAGGAUUAUAGCAAGGGCACAGAAAUAGACUGUCUCCUGGGCAUCUCUAAUGAGUUUGUAGUUCUUAUUGAGCAGGAUACAAAGAGUGUGGUGUUCAAUUGUUCCUGCCGAGAUGUGAUAGGGUGGACUUCAACAGACACUAAUGUCAAAAUCUUCUAUGAGCGGGGUGAAUGUGUUUCCUUGGAGAGCUUCAUAAACAACAUUGAUGAUAUCAAAGAGAUCGUCAAAAGGCUUGAGAUUGUGACAAAAGGCUGUGAAACAGUAGAGAUGACCCUGCGCAGGAAUGGACUGGGCCAGCUUGGUUUCCAUGUAAACUAUGAAGGCAUUGUGGCAGAUGUUGAGCCCUAUGGCUAUGCUUGGCAGGCAGGACUACGACAGGGAAGCCGACUAGUAGAGAUUUGCAAAGUGGCAGUAGCCACACUAAGCCAUGAGCAAAUGAUUGAUCUGCUGAGAACAUCAGUCACUGUGAAGGUUGUCAUCGUUCCUCCGUAUGAGGACUGCACCCCACGCAGGAGUUCUUCAGAAAGCUAUCGCAUGCCAGUGAUGGAAUACAAAAUGAACGAGGGGGUUCCAUACGAAUUCAAAUUCCCCUUCAGAAAUAACAACAAAUGGCAACGAAAUGCAAACAAGGGGCAGGGAUCUCACAUGUCACAGGUACCAUCCCAGAUGCAGAGUCCAGUAAUCUCAAGGAUUGGGUCAGGGAAAGGAGAAGGGAAAAUGCCUCCUCCAGAACGAUCAGCCAACAUUCCUCGCAGCAUCUCUAGUGAUGGGCGUCCAUUGGAAAGCCGAAGGUUGUCUCCUGGUUCCGAUGUCUACGUCACCGUUUCAUCCAUUGCUUUAGCAAGAUCACAGCAGUGCCGUAAUUCACCAAGCAACCUAUCAUCCUCAAGUGAGACUGGCUCUGGUGGGGGAACAUACAGGCAGAAAUCUAUGCCAGAAGGGUUUGGAAUGACCCGUAGAUCUCCUGCCUCCAUUGACAGGCAAAGCACACAGACAGAUACUGGGGGCAGCGGCAAAUCCACACCCAGCUGGCAAAGGAGUGAAGAUAGUAUUGCUGACCAGAUGGGGUAUUCAGCAAGGAUUCUGUCGCUCUCUUUCCCAUCUGCACAUCAGGACUUGCUAUUAAUAAAUCAUCAACAUACUGCAACAACGCCACCUCAGGGUGUCUCCCUUUCCAAUGCUCCAGAACCAACAUGCCAUCUCCCAGCAGUAUCAAAAGUGCUGCCAUCCUUCAGAGAGAGCCCCAGUGGAAGACUAAUGAGGCAAGAUCCUGUGGUUCACUUGUCUCCAAAUAAGCAGGGUCAAUCUGACAGCCACUACUCCAGCCACUCCAGUAGCAAUACUCUCUCUAGCAAUGCCUCCAGUGUGCAUAGUGAGGAGAAGUGGUAUGACAGCGGAGAGCGUAUGGAUUCAGAACUGAACAGCUACAACUACCUUCAAGGAACAUCCGCAGAUAGUGGCAUAGACACCACUUCGUACGGCCCCAGUCAUGGCAGCACAGCCUCUCUGGGAACCUUAACAACAUCUCCUCGAUCAGGGUUGACAAAGGAGAAAGUGGCACCACUGUGGCACAGCUCCAGUGAAGUAGUCUCCAUUGCAGACAGGACUUUAGAAAAAGAGAGCCAUAUUGUAGACCGAAAGACAGAGUCUUCGCUAAGCCUGGAUAUUCACACCAAGAGUCAACCAGCCUCCAAUCCAUUAACAAGAGAGAACAGUGCUUAUAGUCUAAGUGAUGCUGUUUCACACACAAGUACCAUGAGCUCACGACAUUCUGCCAGCCCAGUUGUUUUCACCAGUGCCAGAAGUUCACCUAAAGAAGAGCUUCAUUCUGCUACUUCCCCGCAGCUCGCACCUCCUUUCUCCUCCUCCUCCUCCUCCUCUUCCGGUCCUAGGACUUUCUACCCACGCCAGGGUGCUACUAGCAAGUACCUGAUUGGAUGGAAAAAACCAGAAGGGACAAUAAACUCUGUGGGGUUUAUGGAUACAAGAAAACGUCACCAGAGUGAUGGCAAUGAAAUGGCACAUCCUAGGUUGCGUGCAUCAGCCAGAGAUCUACGGGCAUCACCCAAAGGGUCCUCCAAGUCCACUGUCGAGGAAGAGCUGAAGAAACUGAUUGAUCUGGACAGCCCAACGCCAGAGUCCCAGAAGAAUUUCAAGUCUCCAUUCCCUAGCACUCCUACCACAAGGCGUGCCUUGCAGAGAACCCUGUCAGAUGAGAGUAUUUACAGUGGUCAAAGGGAACACUUCUUCAACUCACGGGCCUCACUUCUGGACCAAGCCUUGCCAAAUGAUGUCCUUUUCAGCAGCACAUACCCGUCUCUACCAAAGUCAUUACCCUUACGGAGGCCAUCAUAUACAUUAGGAAUGAAAUCAUUGCAUGGAGAGUUCUCUGCCUCAGAGACCUCCCUCACAGACAUCCAGGAGCAAAGAAGGCAGCCCAUGCCAGACCCAGGUCUUAUGCCCUUGCCUGAUUCUGCCUCUGAUCUGGACUGGUCAAACUUGGUAGAUGCUGCCAAAGCCUUUGAGGUUCAGCGAGCCUCUUUCUUUGCUGCUAGUGAUGAAAAUCACAGACCAGUGAGUGCUGCCUCCAACAGUGAUCAGACUGAGGACCAGCUCACUGGACAGAUAAAGCCUUACACAGGGAAAGAGUCUCCUCCUACUCUUGCCUCAAAAGUAGACCAGUUAGAAGGUUUACUGAAGAUUCUGCAAGAGGAUUUAAGGAAGGAAAAGGAAGACAAGGCCAAUCUUCAGGCUGAAGUGCAGCACUUGCGGGAAGACAAUUUACGGUUACAGGAGGAGUCUCAGAACGCAACUGAAAAACUGAAGAAAUUCACAGAAUGGGUUUUCAACACGAUUGAUAUGAACUGAAGACAGUAAAUGGGGAAGGAAGGAAACCAUCAGUGCUGAGCAUCAUCAGUGGGACUUAAGCUUUAAUGCCAUCUUUACUCAUGAUGUGAAAGUGUAUAGUCACAGCACUUCCCCACCCUCCCUCCUCUAACAGCCCUUUUUUGCAUCCUUGCGCUCUCUCUGAACAAUUGCAGAUCAACAAUCAACAUCUGCCUUUUGUAGAAAAACAAAAAAGUAAAUAAUUUUACAAAGGUAAAAGAGAAGGUAACUGCUAAAAUGUGAAUGUCUUUAUUUUUUGCACAUUAUCUCUUUACCUGUUAUGUACAAAAUGAUUUGGAGACAGGGCCAGAAUUGCUCUGCCCUUCACCUCUACUUAUUUCCAUUAACUCCUUUCUAUCUAUUUCAGGUAAUCUGCUUUUCCUUGCUGCUUUGGCAAAUAUUAUGACACCUAGAAGACUAGAAAGAAAUGUUUCUUUUGCUGCUUUUCUUAUGUUGGUUUCUGAAGUUUGCCGCAGACAAGGGGAUAUGAAACAAGGGUUGAGGUGUCUCCUGAAUGAUUUGCGCUUGACCGCUAGUGCUGCCUUCCCAUAUGUUAUGCAAGACAUAGGCCCGUAGUGGAUGGUACAGUAGAGACUAGAGAUUUGAGCCAUGGGUGAGACUUAUCACAUAUCUCCUCCUUGCAUUAGCAUUUCUAGUUACUUUUGUUUCCUGUGGAAACAAUGGUUGCCAGUUUACUGUAGGACAGUGCAGUUUGGCUCUUUGGCUCGCCAAAUGGCACACCACAUCAGGCAGGCUGAAAGAGACUGUGUAACACAUGGUCUCCAUCCCUUCCAUAGCCUGGACGGUCCUGUUCUCUGAGCAUAUACAGUAAGUUCUUGACUAAAGUCCUAAAAUAUUUAGAUUUUUUCAAACCCCAGACAUUUUCUUGAACUAUCUUUAUGCCAUGUCAGUGCUCCUGCCCUGCUGUUCCCCCCCUGUUUGAUUAUGAGACUCCCAAAUAACAGCAGGCUCAAGCAGUGUUUAGAAAUCACUUGAUUUCCUGUAUGCCAGGCCUUCUGGAAUUAAUAACCCCCCUUUAUGUAGAACUAUGUAAAGACUAAAUGAAAAAAAGGGUAUUUUUAGAAGUAUUGGGACAGGGAAAAAAAUCAAUAUUUUAACUCUUAGGUCUCUGGAGUCUGGCAUUCCCUUUACUACUACCUAGCAUUAUGUUUCCCAUCCUGCUUAAUACCAGGAACCUAUUUUUGUUUUCUUUGAAGGUGCCAUGAACUUGCCAUAAGAUGUCACCUCUCCAGAAAUGCCUUUUUUUUUUUUUUUUUGCAUUACAAUGCAACUCUCACUGAUUGCAGCCUGCACAAAUACUGCUGCAAGCAGCAUGCAGUAAUCAUCUCUACCCUCCACUAUCAACAUCCUUCCCAUCUAAACAUAUUUCUUACAUAAGAAAUAUUAAGGAAUAUUUGUCCAUUUCAGCCACCCUCCUGCCCCCUCCCUCCCCCUCUUUCCCCUCUGUCAGAUGCUUCUUUAAAAAAAAAUGGUAGACAUAUUCAUAGUUUCAUAGUUGGUAGAGGCGUAAGGGACCUGAGCAGAUCACCAAGUCCGACCCCCUGCCGUGGCAGGAAAGAGUACUGGGGUCAAAUGACCCCAGCCAGAUGUUCGUCCAGCCUUCUUUUAAAGACCCCUCCAGGGUAGGAGCCAGCACCACUUCUCUUGGAAGUGUGCUGCCCUGACAAUGAAGUAGCACUUCCUAAUAUCUAGCCUGAAUCUACCCUUCGCUAGCUUGUGUCCAUUGUUUCUUGUAAAUCCCAGGAGUGCUCGGGGGAACAGGGACUCUCCCAAUGCCUGCUGGUCCCCUUGACUAGUUUGUAGACUGCCACUAGUUCCCCUCUCAGCCUUCUCUUAUGGAGGCUGAACAGGUUCAGGUCCCUCAGCCUCUUCUCGUAGGGCCUGCCCUGCUGACCCCUGAUCAUGUGGGUGGCCCUCCUUUGGACCCUCGCCAUACUGUCCACAUCUCCCCUGAAGUGUGGCGCCCAGAACUGGAUGCAGUACUCCAGCUGUGGCCUGACUAGUGUCGCAUAGAGGGGGAGGAUCACCUCCUUGGACCUGCUUGAGAUGCAUCUGUGGAUGCAUGACAAGGUGCGGUUGGCCUUCAUGACCGCGUCCCCACACUGUUGGCCCAUGUUCAUUGUGGUAUCAAUAAUGACUCCAAGAUCCUUUUCUGUCUCUGCACUGAUGAGAAGGGAGUUCCCCAGCCUGUAGGUAUGCUGCUAGUUCUUCCUCCCCAGGUGCAGUUCCUUGCACUUGUCAGUGUUGAAACCCAUCCUGUUCUCAUCUGCCCACCCCUGUAACCUGUCUAGGUCUGAUUGCAGCCUGUUCCUUCCUUCUAGCGUACCCACUUCCCACCACAUCUUAGUGUCGUCUGCAAAUUCGAACAGGGUGCUUUUUACCCCCUUGUUCAAGUCACUGAUGAAGAUGUUGAACAGUGCAGGCCCGAGGACCGAGCCCUGUGGAACCACACUGCCCACAUCCCUCCAGGUCAAAAAUGACCUGUCCACCACCACUCUCUGGGUGCAGCCUUCCAGCCAGUUAGUGACCCAUCUGACCAUGUAGGCAUCAACACCACAGUCUCCUAGUUUCUUAAUGAGAAUGGGGUGAGAGACAGUGUCGAAGGCCUUCCUGAAGUCCAUAAAGACAAUAUCCACUGCGACACCAGCAUCCAAGGACUUGGUGACCUGGUCAUUUCUUAUCAUUAACUUUUCUAUGCCUCCUUCACUACACUUUUCCAUACCUUCCAUCUCCCUACACAUACAGACAUUCUGUACUUUAACCUAAAACUUCAUUUGUGGUGAUAAUCCUCAUGGAAUUCUUCUCUAAUGUUUUGUCAUGGAAAUGGAUCCAUUGGGAGCUGUUUCUGGAAUGCUCUUGUAAAGGUUUAGAAUGUCCUGGGUUUUUUAAUGACUUGUAUGAAGGAAAUUUGUAUAAUGCCUGAUAUUAUUUGUAAAUGGGAAAUAUUGCUAACAUCUCUGAGCAUCCUGAAGUCUUGCUUAUUCUCUCUUAUUUUUAAGUUUGUUUGGUUUUUAUUUUAUUUUAAAAAAAACUGGGACUUGGGGCAGACUAUUUAUUAGAGUUUUGCAACAGAGUUCUUCUUGUAUGAAGCCUCUAAAGGCUACUUGUAAAAUUCUGACAAUAAAACUCAUUUUAAAGGCUCUUCUAAA